Molecule: messenger RNA, 1555 nt
Organism: Chilo suppressalis (striped riceborer)
Lineage: Eukaryota; Metazoa; Arthropoda; Insecta; Lepidoptera; Crambidae
Source: the annotation of a GenBank genome assembly
CCGUCACAAAAAGCAGACGCCAUGGCCAGCAAACUUUUGUGUUUUUUGACGUUCGUCGCAUGGUGCGGUGCCCAAAGAGCUGGCCAGUAUAUGGUGCCUCCCGCGAAACUUGAAGCUAUCUGGCCAAGAGGUCUCAGGGUUUCUAUUCCAGAUGACGGCUUCUCGUUGUUCGCCUUCCACGGUAAACUGAAUGAAGAAAUGGACGGACUUGAGGCCGGCCAAUGGGCCAGGGACAUCACCAAGGCGAAGGAAGGCCGCUGGACCUUCAGGGACAGGAACGCCAAGCUCAACAUCGGCGACAAGAUAUAUUUCUGGACGUACGUUAUCAAAGACGGCCUUGGUUACAGACAGGAUGAUGGAGAGUGGACUGUUACUGGAUAUGUAAACGAAGAUGGUACUCCGGCGGAUCCAAGCAAAAUCCCGCCUGUGACAUCCAAGCCACCGGGCGGACAAAAACCACCAGUCACGCCAGUCACCGUGACCAGCAGACCGCCGACGCCCCCGACUCCGGCCUGCCAGACCUCGCAGACGGUCGUCCAAGGACGCAACUCGGUCUGCAAGGGCGAUUUGCUUUUCAGUGAGGAAUUCGAGAAGAACUCGCUGAACGAUCUGACAAAUUGGGACGCCGAGAUCAGAUUUCCUGAGCAACCGGACUACCCUUUCAACGUGUAUGUGACGGACGGAACCAUCAAACUAGAAAAUGGCAAUCUUAAGGUUAUUCCCUUACUUCUUGAUGAGCAGAAACACGAAGGCAGCGUCAAUGAAAACUUGGAUCUUAGUAGCAGAUGCACGGGUCAGCUUGACACGACUGAGUGUAGUCGUCACGCGUCCGGUGCACAGAUUUUACCCCCCAUCAUGACCGGCAAGAUCACAACGAAGAACAAGUUCAAUUUCAAGUUCGGCAGAGUUGAAAUUAGAGCGAAACUCCCAAACGGCGACUGGCUUAUACCUGAACUAAACUUAGAACCAAAGGACUACGUAUACGGUUCGCGACGCUACGAAUCCGGUCUCAUAAGGGUCGCGUUCGCGCGAGGGAACCCCUCAGAAUCUAAGACCUUAUGUGGAGGACCGUUGUUGACCGACUCCGAGCCGUACCGGUCCUACCUGAUGAAACAGAAGAUUGGCAUCAACAAUUGGAACAAUGACUUCCACAACUACACUCUCAUCUGGAAACCGGACGGUCUGGAGUUACUUGUGGACGGCGAAUCAUACGGGGUGGUGAGCCCCGGCGCCGGAUUUUCUGCCAGCGCCCGCGAGCACCUCGUGCCGCACGCGCCGCUCUGGAACAAAGGCACUGUCAUGGCACCGCUCGACGAACUGUUCCACGUGUCGCUCGGCUUACGCGUCGGCGGCGUGCAUGACUUCCCUGAUAGCGCUGAGAAACCCUGGAAGAACAGGAGCAGUAAGGCGAUGCUCAGCUUCUGGACCGCACGGGACAGCUGGCAGCCUACCUGGUACAACGCAGCCCUGCAAGUGGACCACGUCAGGGUCUACGCCCUAUGAUCGAUCUAACUGUGAUUCUCUUUUUUAUCCGCAAUAAAUUAUGUUAUAAGCU